Messenger RNA from Fragaria vesca subsp. vesca, 1471 nucleotides. RefSeq lists its product as uncharacterized. NCBI's taxonomy places the organism in Eukaryota, Viridiplantae, Streptophyta, Magnoliopsida, Rosales, Rosaceae. The record is from RefSeq and is a predicted model, not a curated record. The coding region runs from base 169 to 1266 and encodes 365 amino acids. The transcript has 3 exons.
UUUAUAUUCUCAAAACUCAUCACUCAUCAUCAGUGAAGCUCUCGGAGAAGAAAACUAGGUUUUAAAUCAAAGCGGUAAGGAAUUGCUGGUUCGUCGUUAGAGACUGGGGUCUUUAUCAUAGAGGAAGAUAAGUAUUUCACAUGCAGAUUGUUUGUGUAUGAUGAUCUAAUGGUUGAUUCUAGUAGUUUAAAGCUGAAACACACUAGUAGCAUACUUUUCAGUAUUCCUGAUUUCUUCGUAGGGUUUGGUAAUAAAGGUUCUUUAGAUUCAGACUCAGUUAGGAGCCCUACAUCUCCUCUGGACCUCAGGCCUUUUUCAAAUCUUAGCAACCCAUUUAGACUUCGGUCUGCUAGAUCAUUAUCUCAAAAUGGAAAUCAUAAGAUAUGGGAUUGUAGGAAAGCAGGCCUUGGCAUCGUCAAUUCCCUUGUUGAUGAAACCAAAGCUACUAGUGAAGUUCUUGGUUCAUCGAAGAGGAAGACCAUAAUUUUUCGACCACAGUUGGAAAAAAUCAACCCUCAUUCCUCAAAGCUUCGUUCUGGUUCAAAGGAUUAUUUCAUGAAAUCCCGAUCUUUACCUAGAAACUAUAUAAUUAGGCCACUUUCUGAAACCAUAUCUCUCAGGCUCCAACUCAAACCAGAUAAGGUGGAUGUUUCCUCUGGGAGUGUGGGACUUCUUUUAGAAUCUGAACCAUCUGAAAACAUUGCACCAUUUUUGUUGGACUCCAGCAGGGCUUCCUCACAAAUUGUCUCUAUGCAAGGAGAAAAUUCGUUGGGUUUUAGACCUAGUUCACUUCCAGCACCAAUUGUCUCUAACCCUCAAUCUGCAUCCUCUAUCCCUGCUAGAGAGAUGGAACUCUCUGAGGACUAUACCUGUAUAAUUUCUCAUGGUCCAAACCCGAAGACCACUCAUAUAUUUUGUGACUGCAUAUUGGAAUGUCACACAAAAGAUUUAAACAAUGUUGACAAAGAAACAGUCGAGAUAAAAGCACCUCAACUAGGUAAGCAUCAGGAGGGAUUGACACAUGACCCUUCAGAUGAACUUUUGGGAUCCUGUUACACCUGCCAGAAGAACUUGGAAGGAGAGGAAAUUUACAUGUGCAGAAGUGAGAAAGCAUUUUGUAGUUUUGAUUGUCACUCAGAUAAGAUUUUUGCUGAAGAGGAAGCAGAAGGUACUUGGGAUAAGUCUGCAGGAAGCUCUCCUAAAAGCUACCAGGAAGAUCUCUUCUUAUUGGGUAUGCAUAGUCAUGAGACUCCGGACAUAGAGUAGUAGUAGCCUCAUAGGUCUUGUUCUCUAUAAUCAUAAUUGGAUGAUUUCAAGUGGCUAAAAGCCCUGGUCAUCAGUUUUCUUCUCCCUUUUGUUUCCUAGUGUUUUUGUGUGCAAGUGUUCAUGCAAAAAGUAUUUUGGACCACUGAACUCAUUGUUGAUUGCAUGAGGUACUGAAAUAAUAGCUGCACUUUUUGGGUUACUAUUU